AUGUUGAGCACGAGCCUAUUCGUACUGUCGACACUUUGGGUACGUGAACACAACCGAGUGUGCGACGAGUUGUCACGGAAGUCGACGUCGUGGACGGACGAAAAACUGUACACCACGGCCAGGAACAUUGUAACCGGUCAAAUGAUGACCAUCAUGAUGAACGAAAUCCUAAAUGUGGAACUGAGACCGGAAGUGUACCAUCAUCGAAUGGAAAACAUCAGUGCUUCCGGCACGCCUAUUGAACUGUAUUUGACGAUGACUUUAUUAAGUCUGCCGGAAAAAUUGCAAUACAGUUCAACUAAAUUAACGCCAUUCAAUAAAUUCAGACAAGUUUUGGAAGAUGACUUAAAAGACGCCCUGAAAUUUAUGGUGAAUUCAAAAAUGGGCAUGGUCACAGCCCACAAUGAUGGUGCCUUGACGGAGCGCCAUACAUGGACACUAAUGAAACUCUCGAGAGAACAUAGUUUACAGGGAUUCAAUAGCUACAGAAGGCUGUUAGGGCUGCCUGCUUACAAAAGCUUUUUCGAUCUGACCAGAAACAAAAAAACCGCAUUCAAAUUGACAAAACUGUAUAGAACCGUGGAAGAAGUGGAGUUGUUAACCGGCGUAUUGACGGAAAAAUCCAGUUCCGGAGCACUACCCACAGCUAAAAUCCUGACUGAUAGCUUUAUCAUUAAUGCAAUCUUGACAAAUAAUCUCACCGCCAAACACUCGUGGGCACCGGACACGUUCGGAGGAGUCGAAUUUUUUGACUUAGUUAAGUCCACCAGCUUAAAGUCAUUGGUGUAUCGAAACGUGGACGUAAAUCGUGACGAGUUACAAGUUCAUCUUUACGCAAAAUAA
Molecule: messenger RNA, 843 nt
Organism: Acyrthosiphon pisum (pea aphid)
Lineage: Eukaryota; Metazoa; Arthropoda; Insecta; Hemiptera; Aphididae
Product: prostaglandin G/H synthase 2-like
Exons: 2
Coding region: 1-843 (280 amino acids)
Biological process (GO): cyclooxygenase pathway; response to oxidative stress
Cellular component (GO): neuron projection; cytoplasm
Molecular function (GO): heme binding; prostaglandin-endoperoxide synthase activity; peroxidase activity
Source: RefSeq, a predicted model, not a curated record